UUAUAGGUCUAUUAUAGUAUCUUUCUUGAGUUUGGAAAGGAGUUUUUAUUUGAGAUAACACCCUAGUGAAACUAAUAUAUAUCUAAUUACGGGUCGAGUUCAAAUUUAGGAGUAUAAUUUUGGUUACUGGAAAUUGUUGUGAAAUUGGUAGGGGAUUACACAAAGGUGUUUUUGUUGACAGUUCAAUUCUGUUUAAUCAAGUAACAUGACCUUGGUAUUGAAACGAAAUAGCCUUAAUUACUGAUGAACCUAUAUUUGAAAAUAAGCGUGUGCCAUAUAAUUAUUACCGAAAUGUAAUUUGAAAUGAACGUGAAAAUGGUUGGGGAAUACGAAUACCAAGAGAUGUUUUUGUUGAAAGUUCAAUUCUGUUUAUCCAGUAAUAUGACCUUGAUAUUGAAAUGAAGGUCAAUCGAGUACGAUGGGAUUUGGAAUAAUCCGGAGAAGGUCGCAUCAAAGCCGUCGGAAUAUAUCAGUGAUAAUUUAAAUCGCUUCCCCGUAUUUUCGCUUCCAAUUAGGGAAUUCGCGGAAACGGUUUCAAAACACGCCGCCGGGAGCCGAGUGCUCGACGGGUUUCCCCUCAUCGAUUUAUUUGUCGCAUUGGCACCACGAACCAGAGGGAAUACCUGUCCAUUUAAAUUCAAAUGGAAUUUUUUAAUAAUGCACCGACACCACCACCGCGUAAUGGCUUCAUAUUGAAUUUUAUUCCGCUCGCUCGACUCUCGGUAAUGUAUUUUGCCACGGGGGUCGUUUGAGUGUGUUAAAUUGAAAUUCAAAAUGUCAAACCGAACGACGCUUUUGACCUUCAUCGAAGGUCGCGCCCCUCUCGUUAAUCGGAACGUGUUUUACACAAGUUUCCCAGCGCUAAAAUAUUACCAUCGCGUGCCCUAUCGAGCAUGCUUCUGGUGCACGUCAAAUAAUUUGAUUAAAUCCGGGUUUGAUCGAUGAGUGACGGCAAGUUGGACCUGGACGAGUUUCGAUUAAUUUGCAAGGCCCUCUUCAGGAACGACAAAGGAAAAAUUUACUCUUUAGAAGAAAACAAAUUAAAAGAAAUUUUCGACAUUUUCGAUCAAGAUGCUGAUGGUUUCAUUGACAGGGAGGAAUUUAUCUUCUGUUGGAAUCAUUGGAUUAAAGUCAUAGUCCGGCCGAUUUCCGCUUUUCUUAUCGUAGACGUCCAAAAUGACUUUAUCACUGGAACAUUAAACAUAAGUAAUUGCUCAGCCCAACAGAACGGUUUUGAAGUCGUCGAACCGAUCAAUAGACUUUUAGAAACCGUUGAAUUCGACGCCGUUUUUUACUCAUUAGAUUGGCAUCCAAGCGAUCACGUUUCUUUUAUCGACAACAUCAAUCAAAGGGAAAUUGAUCCCUCAAGUCCCGUUGCAGCUGAAAACGCUCAAUGUUACGAUACAGUUACGUUUGCAGGCCCCCCACCGAUGAAACAACGUUUGUGGCCUCGACAUUGCGUACAAGAUACCUGGGGAUCCGAGCUCCAUAAGGACUUAAAGGUCGUCGAGAAUGCCAUUAAAGUGUACAAGGGUACCAACCCGGAGGUGGAUUCCUAUUCAGUAUUCUGGGAUAAUAAAAAACUCACCGAUACCACUCUAAGCGCCCAACUUCGCCAGAAAAACGCCACCGAUAUUUACAUCUGCGGCUUAGCUUACGACGUUUGCGUCGGUGCCACCGCAGUUGAUGCUUUGGCAAUCGGGUACAGGACGAUUUUAUUGGACGAUUGCAGCCGAGGCGUUGAUUUAUUGGAUAUCGAAAAAACCAAAAACACUGUUAUUAAAAACGAUGGAGUCAUCGUUAAUUCAAACCAAGUCAAAGCUAUGGUGGAGGGAAGAGAUCGACGACCAGAACUUGGUUAUAAAUUAGCUAUCGAGCUAAAAGCUCAUCGAAAUUAGAUAAAACAAUUUUUCGCGAGCUAAAUGUUGUACUUAAAAAUAGCUUCUUAAUUAAAUCUUGCAUUGUUACUGAAUACAUAAAUCAAUUAUAAUAAUAAUAAAAAUA
Messenger RNA from Onthophagus taurus, 2004 nucleotides. It is a transcript of the gene Naam, whose product is annotated as Nicotinamide amidase. Lineage: Eukaryota; Metazoa; Arthropoda; Insecta; Coleoptera; Scarabaeidae. Gene Ontology annotation, molecular function: calcium ion binding. The record is from RefSeq and is a predicted model, not a curated record.